Sparassis crispa is the source of this 954-nucleotide messenger RNA. RefSeq lists its product as hypothetical. The record is from RefSeq and is a predicted model, not a curated record. NCBI's taxonomy places the organism in Eukaryota, Fungi, Basidiomycota, Agaricomycetes, Polyporales, Sparassidaceae. The transcript has 2 exons. Bases 1 to 954 code for a protein of 317 amino acids.
AUGUCAAGGGACAUCCAUCAAUUCGUGAGCGCUGACUGGGAGCCCGAAUUCGCCAACGAAACAUGGGAUCCGCCACCGCACAUGCGCACGGACUUGACCCGCCUCGAAGGCCCCACCAUCCCCAUCAUCGGUCGCCACUUCUACCGCGUCCCUGAUGCGCGUCUGCUCAAGGUUGGCGGCAGCGAGGGUGAGGCCCGAAUGACGGUCCUCGCGCGUCGCGUCCUCGAGGGCACUCUCACCAUCUCGACAGUGCAUGCCUUCAUCCAGAUACCCGACAGCGGGAGCGCGAUCCUAUCGGACAGAGUGCAAGGAGUCCCUCUCAGCACUUUGUGGAACGAUAUCUCCGCCUCACAGCGCACGACUAUCAAGAACCAAUUGUGUGACGUGUUGCUGGCGAUGCGAAAGCCCUCGUUCGAGUACGCCGGACGACCAGGUCGCAGGCCGUACGUUCUCCCCACAGUGCUUGCCUCUUCUGCCUACGACUUUUGUUCUGAUCUGGAGGCAUGGAACGAGUCGCGCGCGCGAGCGAUCGUAGGCAAUGUGGCGGACGCACGUCGUGCGGAGUCUUUGCGCGAGCAGCAGUACAAGCUGGUCGUGACGGACCGCUUCGUCCUUACUCACGGAGACCCGUCUGAUCGCAAUAUUAUUGUGGAACCAGACACACUCAAUAUCGUCGGCCUUCUUGACUGGGAAGACGCAAAUGUAGUCCCGAGCUAUUUCGAAUAUGUCGCAGCCAGGCUUUCCAGCGGCCAUCUGCCAUAUUGGCGAGUGGAGCUUCUGGAAGUGCUGGAGAAAGUGCUGGAAAGGGGAUGCGGAGAGACAACCAAUGUAGAGGAGGAAUUUGCGCGCUGGAAGGCCCUGGUAGACGUUGAGAGAUAUGCUCAAGGCUUGGAUGAUGACUGCGCAUGGACAUUCGAGCCUGACGCGGACGAUCGUGGGAUCCCUACCUGCUAA